This is a messenger RNA of Toxorhynchites rutilus septentrionalis, 5226 nucleotides long. RefSeq names its product sodium bicarbonate cotransporter 3 (gene Ndae1). Gene Ontology annotation, cellular component: plasma membrane. Lineage: Eukaryota; Metazoa; Arthropoda; Insecta; Diptera; Culicidae. Bases 916 to 4803 code for a protein of 1295 amino acids. Gene Ontology annotation, biological process: bicarbonate transport; monoatomic anion transport; transmembrane transport. The record is from RefSeq and is a predicted model, not a curated record. The transcript is spliced from 17 exons. Gene Ontology annotation, molecular function: solute:inorganic anion antiporter activity; sodium:bicarbonate symporter activity; monoatomic anion transmembrane transporter activity.
GGUUUAUUGUGUUUUUUCAUUCGCUACCUAGUGCUACGGUUUUCCGUUUCAGCUCCGCGCGUUGGUCCAUACAUCACAUCAUAUAUGUGUGAACACUGUGCAAUUUUCCAAGAAGCAAAAAAGGUUCAGUUUAGAGUUUCUCGUUUUCGUUUGCCUCGUUACUCAGUGGAGAAAAACACAAUCUGUUAGCAGUUUGUUUCGCAAAACGUUGUGUUCGAAACUAGAACGGAGGCAGUGAAUGUGAUAAGAUUGUUAAACUUGUUAAAAGUGUGUGAAAAUUUGAAAUAGUCAGUGAAACAGAGCGAUACUAUGCAGAAAGCCAGUUAGAAUUAGGCUUUUUUCCAGCCGGGAACGAAGCAACCGAUAAUUCAAUUAACGGAAGGAAAAUCCUGCUCAAACAAAAUCGCCAAAAUAUUUCCGCCCUUCCUUCAGGCGGCAAGUGGCAGCGGCACGUAUUAUUAGAAUAAUAAACAACAAUAUCAGCCAUCUACAUAAACCGCAGCAGAAACAUCAUUACCACAAGCAAAGAAGUGAUUUAUGUUCCACCGUUUUCAACCAUAUCAACAAUAUGGUGUAGCGUUUAAAAGAAAAAAAUGCCAUCAGUUGCUUUUUCAGUGCAAACGGUAUAGAUGAAAUCGAAACUGUCAAUAAGCAUGUAAUCUGCUAAGGAGUAAAUAUUAUAAAAUGGAUAUCCAACCAUAAACGAAACGAAGAAAAAAAAACAUAAUAUAUUUUGUCUGGAGUCAGUGUCAAUGUCAAUAACAAUAUAUAUUUGGUGGAGUGAGUUUUGAGCUGGUCCGUGAAUUCCUAUACCAGUCACUUCUCGGUCGCAGCCGCUGCCUAUAAAAGUCAAGAUAAGAGGAACUUGAACUACAACUUUGAUUGCAGCCAUAAAAUCUUAACCGGCCUUGGAAAAUGGACCACGGUGGAGUUGAUGACGAAGCUCCUAUAGACCCUCGUCUGAAGAACCGUACUUUUCCAGUGGAUCAAGACUAUGAAGGCCAUCGAGCGCACACAGUUUUCGUUGGCGUCCACAUACCGGGCUCAUCGAGGCGCCACUCACAAAGGCGUCGCCACAAACAUCACCAACAGAACCGGGACAGUGGCGACAAAAGCUCCACGAAUGCUGAAACCGAGAGGCCAGCCGCUCCUCACGUUGUCACCCAGCGGAGAAUCAGCAUUGUUGAUGAUGGCGAGUGCUUUACACCACCCGCACAAAGAGUCCAGUUCAUCUUGGGAGGCGAAGUCGACGACAGUAACCAUGAGUCACAUCCACUCUUUUCCGAGAUGGAGGAGCUGGUCAAGGAGGGCGACGAGAUGGCCUGGAAAGAAACCGCCCGGUGGGUCAAGUUCGAAGAGGACGUCGAGGAAGGUGGCAACCGGUGGUCGAAGCCCCACGUCGCAACCCUUUCGCUGCAUUCGCUCUUCGAGUUGCGCAGUCUGCUGCUCAACGGGACCGUGAUGCUGGACAUGGAAGCCGUCGGCUUGGAACAGAUCGCAGAACUAGUCUGCGAAAACAUGGUCAAUUCUGGCACGUUGCCCAUCGAAGCACGCGACAAGGUUAUCGAUGCUCUGCUAAAACGACACAAGCACCAGCACGAGUUCAGCCACAAAAAAUCACGACUGCCACUGAUCCGAUCCCUGGCAGACAUUGGCAAAAAUCACUCCAGCUCUAAGAACAUGCGCCGCUCAUCCACCGCCACUUCAGCAAAUUCAUACCCAAUGCACGUGGUUUCAUCGUCACCCGGAAUGCACGACGAUGCCGGUGAAGCAGCACUGUCACCACAAACCGCACUUCUCAGUGGAUCUGGCAGAGAUCAGCGGGGUCACUAUCUAGCACUGCCAACAGUUGAAGACCAGCAUCAGCAACAGCAAGCUUCUCCCCAGACGGUGUCGAAAAGUGCCAGCAACGGUAGCAAUAUUAAUGCUACCGCCACCGGCAAACCGAGCAAUGGCAACAGCGGAAAACAUUUGACCGUGCCUGGAAAAGCUCCCGGUAAACCCAAACAACAAAAUACAAUACCACAUUUUCUUUCAUCCCGCUUCCCUCCGGGGGAGAAUCUUAUCCAAAGUCCCAGUAAUGUCUCAAUGACACGGAACGCCAGCUCCGGCGAGCUGCAGAAUGGCGAACACAAGUCGAACACGCACUUCAUGAGGAAAAUACCUCCAGGUGCGGAAGCGAGCAACAUUCUCGUCGGCGAGGUGGACUUUCUGGACAAAACGCUUGCCGCAUUCCUGAGGCUGAAUAAUGCCUCCGUCAUGGGUGAUCUGACCGAGGUUCCGGUUCCCACAAGAUUCAUCUUCAUCCUGUUGGGUCCACCGGGAAGCCACAGCAGCUUCCAUGAAAUUGGGCGUGCUAUGGCAACGCUGAUGUCAGACGAAAUAUUCCAUGAGGUCGCAUACAGAGCCAAAAAGCGAGAGCAUUUACUAGCGGGUGUCGAUGAGUUUCUGGAUGCCGUCACCGUGCUUCCACCGGGUGAAUGGGACCCAUCGAUUAGGAUAGAACCCCCGGCGGCCAUACCGUCUCAGGAGGUCCGUAAACGGCCACCAGAGAAAAACCCGAAGGAAGAAAUCGACGAAGAAGAGGAGGAACAGCGACAGCGUGAAGAGUCCGGACUCUCCCGAACAGGGCGGCUGUUCGGGGGUUUGGUGAACGAUUUGAAGCGAAAGAGGCCUUUCUAUCUGUCGGACUUCAAAGACGGGCUUUCGUUGCAGUGUGUUGCCUCCUGGAUUUUCCUGUACUUUGCUUGUCUUUCGCCGAUUAUCACAUUCGGAGGCCUGUUGGGCUCGGCUACCGGUAACAAUAUCGCCGCGAUGGAAUCGUUGGUAUCGGGAUUUGUGUGCGGCAUCGGGUAUGGUUUCUUCUCUGGUCAGCCUCUGACUAUUCUGGGUUCCACCGGACCAGUGCUGGUGUUCGAGACCAUAGUGUACGAUUUUUGUAUACGAGUUGGAUGGGACUAUCUGACUUUCAGAUUCUGGAUCGGCACAUGGGUGACAAUAAUCCUGAUCAUUUUGGUCGCCAUUGACGCGAGUGCAUUCGUAUGCUACAUCACGCGAUUCACUGAGGAAAAUUUUGCUUGCCUCAUUGCGUUCAUUUUUAUUUACAAAGCCGUUGAAAAUGUGUUGCAUAUAGGAAAAGAAUUCCCAUUGAAUACGGCAGGUGCACCGUACGAUUGUUCUUGCUUACCGCCAGAGGGGACAGCACUAUCAACCGAUGUCGUUCACGAGUGGACGCAGUACGACAGCAGAACAUGCGCGCUUCUUAACGGAACCCUGACCGGGAGCGAUUGUUACAAAACAGAGUACGUCUCCGAUGUCUUCCUGAUGUCCAUCAUCCUGUUCAUUGGAACCUACAUCAUUUCGGUGAUUCUGAAGGACUUCAAAAAUGCGCUUUUCUUCCCCGCGAACGUCCGGCAGUUCGUUAGUGACUUUGCCGUUAUCAUUGCCAUCUUUUCGAUGAGCUCGCUAGAUUUCUUCACCAAUGUCCCGACACCGAAGUUGGAAGUACCGCGGGAGUUUAAACCCACUAUCCCGGAUCGGGGCUGGCUCAUUCAACCAUUCCACGAGAAAAAUCCGAUCUGGUCCUCAGCCCUCGCUGUACUGCCCGCCCUACUGGGUACCAUUCUGAUCUUCAUGGAUCAGCAAAUUACGGCUGUGAUAAUCAAUAGGAAGGAACAUAAGCUAAAGAAAGGCUGUGGUUACCACUUGGAUCUGUUUGUAUUGGCUGUGCUCAUACAGAUCUGCACAAUCAUGGGACUACCAUGGUUCGUUGCCGCUACCGUACUCAGUAUUAAUCAUGUCAAUUCACUCAAGCAAGAAUCGGAAACAGCUGCUCCCGGAGAAAAACCUCAGUUCCUCGGAGUUUGCGAACAACGUGUUACCCAUAUUUUAAUCUUUUUAACAAUUGGCUGUUCAGUACUGUUGACGCCACUGCUGUCUCACAUUCCAAUGCCAGUAUUAUAUGGCGUCUUUUUGUAUAUGGGCUCAGCAUCCCUUAAGGGUCUUCAGUUCUUCGAUCGUCUUUUGAUCAUGUUAAUGCCUAUAAAGUAUCAGCCGGACUAUAUGUUUUUGAGACAGGUUCCCAUCCGUCGCGUGCACCUGUUUACGCUCAUACAGCUGGCCUGUCUCAUCAUGCUGUGGGUGAUCAAGUCCUUCUCCAGCACUUCGAUCCUGUUCCCGCUGAUGCUGGUAGUGAUGAUCGGUAUCCGAAAGUCACUGGAUCUGGUGUUUACCCGCCGCGAGCUCAAGAUCCUCGACGAUGUGAUGCCGGAAAUGACGAAACGGGCAAACGCUGACGAUCUCCGGCAGCUGGAGGAUGGCGAGGAAUCCGGUCAACAUUCGACUGACAACUUGCAGCUGCCAUUGGAGAAUGGUCUCCAGCCCCAAUGUAAAAUCAACAUAUCGGAAGAAGUAAAUCGCACAACCAUCUGGAAGCAGGUCAACAACUGUAACAUACUUUUCACGAAAAAACAAUCCAGCCCCUUCCCUCAGUACAGCCAGAACAGUCAGAACUCCAAACAACAACAAGCGCAACAACAAUCACUUUCCGAUAACAAAUCAAAGAAAACCAGUGAAACCGAUAAAAGACUGUCCACGAUGCGGGAGGAGGAGGAAUCCAAUCCCGAGGAUGCCAACAACCGUCAAUUAAGCCACCAAAAACGAACACAGAAUCUGAAACGAGAAUUCUGGAUACGCUCGCCAGCAAACACCGGAGAUGCGCCAUUAGCAGAGCCGUGGUGGUCCAGCACCGAUAAGGUAGAUCUGAUUGGUGGAUGCAAAAACGCCUCGGAAACGCAGGUGUGAAAAGACUGCUGGAGUCUGGAAAUUAACGAUGAUGAGAAGCCGAGAGAGUAGCCGAAAAGCUCGCGUGCCUUCCGAAGCACAAAUUCUAACUCCCCUGGCGCCGAAAUUCUGAGCGCACGGAUAACAGUCGCCGCUCCGCUAGAUUUACGAGGUUAUACAAUGUUAGGAAAUGGGAAGAGUGUUUUUAGGGAAAGGAAUUAGGAUCAGUCAUUAUAUUGAAAAAAAAUUAUUACCGGCAACCUGCAUAUUUUUAUUAUAUACAAUUGAAUGAAUAGUAAAUGAAACAUUCAAUUAAGAGGAAGCAUUUUUCCGAUAGGCUGAUGAAAUAGCAUGUAAGCAAGCCCAACCCAAGGCAUUUCAAAUCGAUAUUAUUACUAAUAAACUACUGAAACAAUUAGCAUAAAUUGUUGAAACUGGUUGUAU